UAGAAUGUGGUGUGGAUGAACCUGCCUCCCACACCCACCCAGAUCCUUCAGACUCCCUUGGCCCCAAGGGGAACCUUCUUGACUUCCACAUCCAGGGGACGCUAUUGGACUCCAGAUUCCCGUAACUUGCUGUAUCUCAGACCUGGAGUCCUGGCCCAGGGCCUCGGGUUGCAGUUGUCUGGCCCCGCCCUCACUGGUCAUCCUGGGCUGGGCCAGACGGGAUAUAAACCAGCGAGUGCUCUUGGUGCCCAGCACUUGGAAUAUCUCCCAAGUCGGAGCUCACACAGCCUUUGGACUUCUUUGCCCCGCCCCAGAGGUCGCCCUAGCAACCAGCAUCCCAGCCAAUCAGCACUCGGGACUGCUAGCACUGUGGGAGCUAUGGAGGUAGUCAGAAGAGCCCUGAUUGUACUGGCCCACUCUGAGAGGACAUCCUUCAACUACGCCAUGAAAGAGGCUGCUGCAGAGGUUCUAAAAAGGGAUGGAUGGGAGGUGGCCGAGUCCGACCUCUAUGCCAUGAACUUCAAUCCCAUCAUUUCCCGAAAGGACAUCACAGGUAAACUUAAGGACCCCGAGAAAUUCCAGUAUACUGUCGAAUCUUGUCUAGCGUAUAAAGAAGGCUGCCUGAGCCCAGAUAUUGUGGCUGAACAAAAGAAACUGGAAGCUGCUGACCUUGUGAUAUUUCAGUUUCCACUGCAGUGGUUUGGAGUCCCUGCCAUACUGAAAGGCUGGUUUGAGCGAGUGUUGGUAGGAGAGUUUGCCUACACAUAUGCUGCCAUGUAUGACAAGGGGCCUUUCCGGAAUAAGAAGGCCAUCCUUUCCAUCACCACUGGUGGUAGUGGCUCCAUGUACUCCCUUCAUGGUGUCCACGGGGACAUGAACAUCAUUCUCUGGCCAAUUCAGAGUGGUACUCUGCAUUUUUGUGGCUUCCAAGUCUUAGAACCACAACUGACAUAUAGCAUUGGGCACCUUCCACAAGAUGCCCGAACUCAGGUCCUGGAAGGAUGGAAGAAACGCCUGGAGAACAUUUGGGAUGAAACACCACUGUAUUUUGCUCCAAGCAGCCUCUUUGACCUGGACUUCCAGACAGGAUUUUUAUUGAAAAAAGAGGUUCAAGAUGAGCAGAAAAACAAGAAAUUUGGCCUUUCUGUGGGCCAUCACCUGGGCAAGUCCAUUCCAACUGACAACCAGAUCAAAGCCAGAAAAUAAGAUUCAAUAAGACUUGAUUUCUAGGAUUUUUUUUCUUUUAGUUUCAUGGAUUGCUUUAGUUUUUAAGAUUUAGAUUUUUCUCUUUUUUUUCCUCACAAAGAAUGAAAAGGAGAAGAAAUAGACUGCAUUUAUAUAUUUUUGGAUCAUUUUUCUAUUAUAUGCAACUGAUUCUUAAUGGUUGCUAUCAUGACAUAUAACCAAAAUAUGAUUAGGUGCCAGAAGCCACUUGGAAUGUAGAGAGAAAAGUAUAGAUAGAUGGUAGAUACUAGAAAAUAUUCUUUAAGGUCAUAUACACAAUUUAAUUCCCUUUUAAAGGGCUAAAUGGCUAGAUAACAUCCAAUUCUCUAAAGAUAACUUUCUUUUAAUUACCUCUCUGUGGUUUAUGGCAGAAGGGAAUUGCUUAGAGAAACAAGUGACUGAAUCCCUGUAGCCUAAGGAACUGAACUUGCUUACUAGUUAGCAUUAGCUUGUUUAUGAUACAUAUUGGUUUCAGUUACUUCACAGUGACUAAUGCACCUCAUGUAUUACUCUUCCUUCAGCUUCUGUUUAUAUAUAGUACACAGAUUCGUUGAAAUGAGUAGUUAAUAAAAGUCUCUUCUUUACAUCAAUCUUCUAAUUCAGUGUUUGCAGAAAUCAGCAUUUUCACAACCUACACCUACUCUGAGUGAAUUUAAAAAAGGAAAUAGUACUUUCAAUAGUUAACAGUAGCCUUCCACAAAAACAAAAACGAAAACGAAACAAAAAAAGACCAAAAUUUUAUUUCUGAUCUUUUAGACUUCCAAAAGGUUAUUUUCUGUGUCAUUGCUAAAAUUAUGACUUUCUUUUGAAGGAUAUUUUUUGUUUUGUUUUGUUUUGUCUUGGCACUGGGGAUUGAACCCAGGGAUGCUUACCACUGAGCUACAUCCCGGCCACCCCUUCUUUUUUUUAAAUUUUCUUUUUAGUUGUAGAUUGACACAAUACCUUUAUUUUAUUUAUUUUUAUGUGAUGCUGAGGAUCAGACCCAGUGCCUCACACAUGCUAAGUAAAUGCUCCACCACUGAACUGUAACCGGAGUCCUACCCAGUCCUUUUUUUUUUUUUUUUUUUAGAGACAAAUUGCUGAGGUUGGCCUUGAACUUGCAAUUAUCCUGCUUCAGCUUCCUCAGUAGCUGGGAUUACAAGAAAAUGUACCCCCACACCUACUAAAGAUGUUUUUAUCCAUGACUUUUGGGCUAGAGUUGUAGGCCUAGAGUUAUUAACUUUGAUGAAUAAUUUUGGUGUAGAAUUUAUUUAUUUUUUGAUGUUGGGGAUCGAACCCAGGGCCAUAUGCAUGUUAAGCAGCAAGUGUUCUACCAAACUAUGUUCCCAGCCCCCGAUUUAGGUAUAAUACAUUUCCCAUUUAAAUUAUUGAAAUGCAUCUCUUCCUAUUGUUGGCACAACUCAAAGUCAAAUAUGAUAAAAGGCUGCCCUCUUGUGGUGCACUGCAAGAAAAAUAAAGAGAAAUGAUGCAAAAGCAGGUGGCCUGAAAACAGGAAAUAAGGGCUGACCUGGUAAGGAAAUGAUGUCAUGGGGACGAUCAGGAGAAAUUCCUUCACCAGAUGCAGACUACCACUGGAUGUCUGCUCCUCAACAAUAUCCACAAUGCCAGAUGGCUAGGUGUUUUAGUGUGAAAUUGUUUUCCAUUGCUUUCCUCAUCACUGCAAUUUUGUGUAAAUUUCUGAACGUUCUAAAUUAAAUCAAUAAAAUUCAUUUUUACAAAA
Molecule: messenger RNA, 2944 nt
Organism: Marmota monax (woodchuck)
Lineage: Eukaryota; Metazoa; Chordata; Mammalia; Rodentia; Sciuridae
Gene: Nqo1
Product: NAD(P)H quinone dehydrogenase 1
Exons: 6
Coding region: 16-1206 (396 amino acids)
Cellular component (GO): cytosol
Molecular function (GO): NAD(P)H dehydrogenase (quinone) activity
Source: RefSeq, a predicted model, not a curated record